CGGCUCUGAGUUCUUGGCCGAGGUCCCCGCAGCUGGCGUCGGGCUCCAGACAGUACAAUGGUGGGUGAAGAGAAGAUGUCUCUAAGAAACCGGCUGUCAAAGUCCAGUGAAAAUCCUGAGGAAGAUGAAGACCAGAGAAACCCUACAACGGAGUCCCUAGAGACACCUAGUAAUGGUCGAAUUGACAUAAAACAGUUGAUAGCAAAGAAGAUACAAUUGACAGCAGAAGCAGAGGAAUUGAAGCCAUUUUUUAUGAAGGAAGUUGGCAGUCACUUUGAUGAUUUUGUGACCAAUCUCAUUGAAAAAUCAGCAUCAUUAGAUAAUGGUGGAUGUGCUCUCACAACCUUUUCUGUACUUGGAGGAGAGAAAAACAACCAUAGAGCAAAAGAUCUGAGAGCACCUCCAGAACAAGGAAAGAUUUUUGCUUCAAGACGCUCUCUCUUAGAUGAGCUGCUUGAAGUGGACCAUAUCAGAACAAUAUAUCACAUGUUUAUUGCUCUCCUCAUUCUCUUUAUCCUCAGCACACUUGUAGUAGAUUACAUUGAUGAAGGAAGGCUGGUACUUGAGUUCAGUCUCCUGUCUUAUGCUUUUGGCAAAUUGCCUACCGUUGUUUGGACCUGGUGGAUCAUGUUCCUGUCUACACUUUCAGUCCCCUAUUUUCUAUUUCAGCGUUGGGCCACUGGCUACAGCAAGAGUUCUCACCCAUUGAUCCAUUCUCUCUUCCAUGGCUUACUUUUCAUGGUCUUCCAGAUUGGAGUUCUAGGUUUUGGACCAACAUAUGUUGUAUUAGCUUAUACACUGCCACCAGCUUCCCGGUUCAUUGUUAUACUUGAACAGAUUCGUUUUGUAAUGAAGGCACAUUCAUUUGUCAGAGAGAACGUGCCUCGGGUACUAAAUUCAGCUAAGGAGAAAUCAAGCAUUGUUCCAAUACCCACAGUCAACCAGUAUUUGUACUUCCUGUUUGCUCCUACCCUUAUCUACCGUGACAGCUAUCCCAGGACUCCCACUGUAAGAUGGGGUUAUGUUGCUAUGCAGUUUGCACAGGUUUUUGGUUGCUUUUUUUAUGUGUACUACAUCUUUGAAAGACUUUGUGCCCCCUUGUUUCGGAAUAUCAAACAGGAACCCUUCAGUGCGCGUGUUCUGGUCCUAUGUGUAUUUAACUCCAUCUUGCCAGGUGUGCUUAUUCUGUUCCUUACUUUUUUUGCCUUUUUGCACUGUUGGCUCAAUGCCUUUGCUGAGAUGUUACGCUUUGGUGAUAGGAUGUUUUAUAAGGAUUGGUGGAACUCCACAUCAUACUCUAACUAUUACAGGACCUGGAAUGUGGUGGUUCAUGAUUGGCUAUAUUACUAUGCUUACAAGGACUUUCUCUGGCUUUUCUCUAAAAGGUUCAAAUCUGCUGCCAUGUUAGCUGUCUUUGCUGUGUCUGCUAUAGUGCACGAAUAUGCCUUGGCUGUUUGCUUGAGCUUUUUCUAUCCCGUGCUCUUCGUGCUCUUCAUGUUCUUUGGAAUGGCUUUCAACUUCAUUGUCAAUGAUAGUAGGAAAAGACCGAUUUGGAAUGUUCUGAUGUGGACUUCUCUUUUCUUGGGCCAUGGAGUCAUGCUGUGUUUUUAUUCUCAAGAGUGGUAUGCACGUCAGCACUGUCCUCUGAAAAAUCCCACAUUUUUGGAUUAUAUCCGGCCACGUUCCUGGACUUGUCGUUACGUGUUUUAGAAGCUUGGAUUUUGUUUCCCUCCUUGUCACUGAGGAUUGGGUAUUCUUCCUGAUUUGGAGCCAGCUGUUUCCAGCUGUUACUGAAGUUAUCUGUGUUAUUUGGACCACUCCAGGCUUUACAGGUGGUUCACUCCAUUCCUAGAUCACUUGAAGCAGAGCUGUUGGAAGUUCACUGACAUCUUCUACACUUGGGCAGAGCAGGACUUCUUUUUGGGGGUGGGAGGGGGAAGGGAGACUAAUAGCUGAGGUUAUGACAGAUUCCUACUAGGUCAUGUCAGCUUAAGCCUUCGUAAUUAUAAGUUUUGUUUCUUAACUCUGUCCAGUUAGAGACUAAACAUUAUACUUUCUUUACUACUGAAUUAGCCAAAACACUUAUGAAGAAAUUGUUUAAGUACCUCUGGCUUAGAAUUUUUUUUCAUGUACACUGUUGGAAUGUAUGCUAAGUAAACAUGCAAUUGAGGGAAAAAAAUAAUAUUGAUUGAUUUUUACUAUUUCUAGUAGAAAGAAAAAAUAUCUAUUUUCCAAGAGUAGUCUUGCUAUGUAUCCUAUUUUGUAAUUUUUUUGAAGAAAGUUCAGUUCUACUCAGUUUUUAUCCUGUUUUCUCUAUAUGUCACGCUUUCUGUGAAACAAAAAGGUAUCUUUUACUUUGAACUCUUGAUCAUCAGUAGUAUUAUAUAUCGAGGGAAUCAGAAGUAGGAAGGGAAAAUGAAAGAGUAGCACAGGAAAAAAAAUUUCCUCUUAUUACUUCCAAAGUAAUUUUUAAAAAAUAUUUGCAGAAUCAAUCAUGUGUUUAUUUUGUUUGUCAUGGAACUGAGUAUGGAAGAUAAUGUCUUUAAACUUUAAGGUCUUUACUUUUUUGAAAUGAAUAUCCUUUAGAACAGGUAUUUUAUUGUCUAUUAAAUAUUGAUUUAUCUUGAGUUAUUUUGCUGACUAGUAAGUCUGUAAUGUAAGUGUUAAUCACCUCCACUAAUAGUAAAGUGAUAAUUAAGGAUCCAGAAGCUGGCUUCUGCAUUUGUUCAAUUAUACUUUUAAUGGUAGUAUGUUUUUAGAUGAAACAAAUUAAUAUGUGAUUGUUGUCAAGGAAAUGUACUCUAUUGUAUGAUAUUUUCAUAUUAUGAGAUACCCAUUCCUAAUAUAAAGUGAUAUGUUGGGAUUAUUUUGUUUGUAUGCAUGAAGUAUGAUUAUGUUUAAAGAUUAAGCAUCGGAUGGGAUAUCAGCGACCAUAUAGUUAACUUCCCACCCAAAGAAGUGAAACUUAUGAAUUAUUUAAAUGAUUAUUGUUACUUGGAACAGCCACUUGAGGCUGUCUUGGUAUUUUUUGGAAUUGUUUUAAAGUCAAUUUGAGUCUCACAGAAAGGAAAUUAGAAUUUCUUAAUAGUCACAAUUAAUUUGGACCACAAGUAUCCAGCUUAACAGUUAGUUAAUUCACUUCACCUUUGUUCCGAAUGAGUCUGGGCAACUUCAACAGACACAAGUACACCUCAAAGGAGGUUAUUUUUAAAACCUGUUUCACAUGUUCCCAAGCAGAAAUAUUCUGCUUAAUAGUAUUAUAAUGGUAAUGGAACCAUGACCUCCUAAGAAGACUGCUUCAAUGUAGCUGGUAAUUCCUGGUGUUUUUCUUAAAAAUUGAAAUGAAUUAGUCACUUGAAUUUA
Molecule: messenger RNA, 3363 nt
Organism: Carlito syrichta (Philippine tarsier)
Lineage: Eukaryota; Metazoa; Chordata; Mammalia; Primates; Tarsiidae
Gene: SOAT1
Product: sterol O-acyltransferase 1
Exons: 16
Coding region: 58-1710 (550 amino acids)
Biological process (GO): cholesterol metabolic process; cholesterol efflux; cholesterol homeostasis
Cellular component (GO): endoplasmic reticulum membrane
Molecular function (GO): fatty-acyl-CoA binding; cholesterol O-acyltransferase activity; cholesterol binding
Source: RefSeq, a predicted model, not a curated record